AUGAGCCAAAUUCCCUCCGACGAAGAGCUUUUUGCUAUCCUCAACCAGAGGAUGUUACAGGACAAGCAUGGACUGGACCAAAUCUUGUCCAGAAUGAACGCUCCCGGUGUCAAUGCUGGAGUUUAUGGGCAGGCUGCUCCACUGCAGGCCCCCCCUUCGUCCCAAACUGCCCGCAACCUCGUCUCCCCAAGUGCUACGAUCGAUUCAAUCGAUGAAUCGAUCAACAAUCGACCUCCUCCUUCGACUCCCGGUACCACUUCCUUCUCAGCUGUAUCCAGUACAGCUGGUCGUCCGUCCUCCCAACUCGAUCUCAACUCUUAUCAAUCGCGCUACCCAUCUCAGUUCAUCGGACGUCAAACCCCCUUCCCUCACCCCCUGCAGCUUGCUCCUCAGCCAUCUUUCACCACCUUCGCGAGUGGUCUAGCUCCAAGCAGCUCUGCUAUUGCAGCUACGAAGAGACUGCCAGGAGGAGGAUACCAGCAAGCGACCAGUAGAGGCGUUGAAAAGGUUCCCAAGAUUAGCAAGGUUACGCUCGGUCGAGGGCAAAACAAGGCAAGUCUUAUUUCGACUACUCUUGGUCUCAUUUGGUCUUAUUUGGUCCAAAUUGGUCUGAUGAAGUCUUGCCAACGCUGGAUCAAGUUAUGGCAGUCGGGAGGAGGUCCCAAAUUCCUAGAAGCUGUCGAGCUGCUUGGUUAUAUGCAAUCAAUCGUCGUUACUAGCAACAUGACGCCUCGGGACGUGGGCAAUGAGGUGCUAAGAGUCUUCCGAUCUGUUCAUGGACCUCAAUUCCUCUCCACGCCUUUCGUCUGGGCCAAAUGUGGACAAGGAUCUACCAAAUUCGACGGAAGGAUGACUUGGCCAGGCUUCACCACUCCGAUUGAAGACUUGAAGGACAAGUUUCGCAACUCCUACUACAUUUGCAUCUUUGAGGAAGGGUGGGACUUGCCAGAGAACGACAAUCCAGAGUGGAGAUUACAGGUAGCGGGUGAGAUGGGCGAAGACCACGACCCUUGGGAGAAGACGACCGAGGACGAUGAGGAUGAUGUUGAUGGACUAAGGAGUUGCCAAGGAUGCAGUAGACGAUACCCCCCUGAGAUGCUAGCCGCUCAUCAGGGGAAGUGUCAGGCAUGGUUGGACCAACAAAGGCGUCAAUUGCUCAAGGAGUCGGAGUCUGAUUCAGACUUGGAGUCAUUAAGGAACCUGCCGCCGGUGCAAGGGAGACCAAAAAAGACCUCGGGAGGUCAAAAGAAGACCAAGAGAGUCCUUCUCACGUCGAAAAAGAGACCAGGCAAGGCUGUCGCACCACUCUCCAAGUCCAGAAUCGUCAAAGACGAGCCGACCGAGGAGCUGAAUGUUACGGGAUCAUCACGUGAGUCGACUACCGACACACAGGCUCGAUCUACGGACAUCAGCAUACACCUAAGUCCGGCUCGACGAGGCGAAUCCGAUUCCCUCGGAGCAGAUUCGGUCGCCCCUACCAUUCGCCUUCACCAUUCACCGAAACAACAAACCUUCCCGACAUAUAUCACAAACAGGAACAGGGACCUCGAGGUACACGACACUCUACUCAGGACCUCGACAACCUUACUCGACGUACCUAGGGACAAAUGA
This is a messenger RNA of Filobasidium floriforme, 1611 nucleotides long. RefSeq lists its product as uncharacterized. The transcript has 2 exons. The record is from RefSeq and is a predicted model, not a curated record. The coding region runs from base 1 to 1611 and encodes 536 amino acids. Lineage: Eukaryota; Fungi; Basidiomycota; Tremellomycetes; Filobasidiales; Filobasidiaceae.